Molecule: messenger RNA, 452 nt
Organism: Labeo rohita (rohu)
Lineage: Eukaryota; Metazoa; Chordata; Actinopteri; Cypriniformes; Cyprinidae
Product: 28S ribosomal protein S7, mitochondrial
Exons: 3
Coding region: 113-415 (100 amino acids)
Source: RefSeq, a predicted model, not a curated record
ACUUAAACCGCUGAUCUGAGACCUGUGUGUGCAUUACUUCUCUAAUAGCGAAUGUGAAUGUUUGGUGGUCACCCAAGCUGAUCUGAGACAAACCUUUUGUAGCAUCCUAAACAUGGCAGCCUCCGUCAGACAUUUACUGAAACCUUGGACACCGAGUCUGUGUUUGGUGAGAUGGAGUCGAUAUAAUCCAUACUAUCUGGAUCCAGAUCCCAGUAAAGAUGCUCGUGUCCCAGAAUCAGAGCUCAGUCCUGAAGAAAAAGAGCUGCAGGAACUGAAAACCGUGAGACCGAUAAAAGCAGCGCUGUCAAGCGACACCAGCUCUUCUUUCAAUGACCCUCUGAUCAGCAAGUUCAUCAACAUGAUGAUGCAAGAUGGCAACAAAAUCCUUGCUAGAGGAAUCAUGACACAGGUUUGAAUCAAAUCCCAUUAUAUACACUUAUACACUUACACUU